Molecule: messenger RNA, 13736 nt
Organism: Sphaerodactylus townsendi
Lineage: Eukaryota; Metazoa; Chordata; Lepidosauria; Squamata; Sphaerodactylidae
Gene: TTBK2
Product: tau tubulin kinase 2
Exons: 16
Coding region: 625-4584 (1319 amino acids)
Biological process (GO): cilium assembly; signal transduction; peptidyl-serine phosphorylation
Cellular component (GO): nucleus; ciliary transition zone; ciliary basal body
Molecular function (GO): ATP binding; protein serine/threonine kinase activity
Source: RefSeq, a predicted model, not a curated record
AAUAGCCGGCUCGCUUAGAUGGAGGGCGAGGGAAGAGGAGGGGGCUUGUUGUGAAGGUAGGACGAGCGAAGAAUCUGGCGCUUCCGGGUCUGCAGCGGCAUCAGCAUCAUUAUCCCCUGCUGAGACAGCGAGGGUUGGCGAUGAAGGGGUUAACCCCGCAGCGACAGAGACAACGGCCGUUCUGCGAGUGUCGCUGAGCUGUUUGCUGAUCGCCUCUGCCUCCCCGUUAACUGCCCCGCCCGCCCGCCCGCUCGUGCUCCUUCGGGCUCCUUCUCAGCCCAGCCCCGCAAUCACCAUAGAGACGACGACGGCGCCGCUGCCGCCUGCUCCCAAGCCAUGGGCCAGAGGCCGCUGCUGGACUGCGCCGGGCUGAGCUGGGAGGCGACGUGGGACGAGCGAUAAGACCGCCGCUCCUCCUCCGCCCCUCGCUGCUCUUGUCCACUCCAUCCGUCCCCGGACCCUCCGGAGGGAAAGAGCCCGCUUCUGUAUCGGCCCCGCUUGGACGGGAAGGGGCGCCGCCGGCUGCGGUCCAGCCUCUGCUUAAAUGGAAGCUACUUCUGAGAACCGGUUGGUCUCUACAGAGGUAGGCUUUGUAUAGCAGCAGCAUCACUACGGGAGAUUACAAUGAGUGGAGGAGGGGAACAGCCAGAUAUUCUUAGUGUGGGAAUACUGGUGAAAGAAAGAUGGAAAGUGUUGAGAAAGAUAGGAGGUGGAGGAUUUGGAGAAAUUUAUGAUGCACUUGAUUUGCUUACUCGAGAGAAUGUUGCAUUGAAGGUCGAGUCAGCUCAGCAGCCAAAGCAAGUUCUGAAAAUGGAAGUGGCUGUAUUGAAAAAACUUCAAGGGAAAGAUCAUGUCUGUAAAUUUGUUGGCUGUGGAAGGAAUGAUAGAUUUAACUAUGUUGUCAUGCAGUUGCAGGGUCGGAACUUGGCAGAUCUACGUAGAAGUCAGUCUAGGGGAACCUUCACAAUUGGUACUACCUUGCGGCUUGGGAGGCAAAUUCUGGAGUCUAUUGAGAGCAUUCAUUCGGUUGGGUUUUUACAUCGAGAUAUUAAACCAUCCAACUUUGCUAUGGGUCGUUUUCCUAGCACUUGGAGAAAGUGUUACAUGUUGGAUUUUGGCUUGGCACGCCAGUUUACAAAUUCAUGUGGGGAUGUCAGACCACCCCGGGCUGUUGCUGGUUUUAGAGGAACAGUGCGGUAUGCAUCGGUCAAUGCUCACAGGAACAGAGAGAUGGGACGUCAUGACGACCUCUGGUCCCUGUUUUACAUGUUGGUGGAAUUCGUGGUUGGACAACUGCCUUGGAGAAAAAUUAAAGACAAGGAGCAAGUAGGCUCUAUAAAAGAGAGGUAUGACCACCGGUUGAUGUUGAAGCACCUCCCUCAAGAAUUUAAUACAUUUCUAGAUCACAUUUCUGUUUUAGAUUAUUUUACCAGACCUGAUUAUCAGCUUCUCAUGUCCGUCUUCGACAACAGCAUGAAGAAUUUUGGAGUGACAGAGAGUGACCCCUUUGACUGGGAAAAGAGUGGAAUUGAUGGCUCUCUAACUACCACUACCACUUCAACUACUCCUCAGCUGCAUACUCGGCAGACCCCAGCUGCAAUAGGAAUUGCCAAUGCUACCCCAAUACCAGGAGAUUUGUUGAGAGAAAACACAGAUGAAGUGUUUCCAGAUGAGCAGCUAAGUGAUGGUGAGAAUGGUAUCCCUAUUGGAAUCUGUCCAGAGAAGUUGCCAGAGUCUCCUGGACAUCAUCGCUCUCAGGAAAAGGAUGUGUGGGAGGAGAUGGAUGCAAACAGAAAUAAGAUACAACUGGGAGUCCAUAAAACUGCUACAGAAGAGGAGAAUAGUCAUGGGCCAGUUAAUGGCAUGCUUAAUGCACCAAGCCUAGGUUCUCCGAUUCGUGUCCGCUCGGAGACGACACCACAAGACAGGGAUGUCCCCCUUGUUCGGAAGUUACGAUCAAUCCACAGUUUUGAACUGGAAAAACGUCUGACCUUGGAAUCAAAGCCAGACACAGAUAAAUUUCUAGAAAUCUGCAUGGAGAAGAAGAAAAAAGAAUUGAAUUCUGGAAAAGAAUCUGCUGCUGUUGCUUCUCAGAAAACCCCUUUGCCUCCAGUUACUUCCUGCAAUGAACAUGUUUGGCACUAUGACGAAGAAUACCUGCCUGAUGGUUCCAAGCCUGCUUCCAGAUAUUCUCCAGAACAGGGAGAUGGUGGCGCUAGCAAUGGAUAUGUGGCUGUCAAUUUGAGUUCCUGGCAGCAAGAGUUUGACUCCAAGGAAUGGGUGAUAGUGGACAAAGAACGGGACCUGCAAGAUUUCAGGACUAAUGGAGUUAUAGGGCAUAAAACAACUGGAAGCCCCUCUGAUGAUGAGCCCGAAGUGCUUCAAGUCCUCGAGGAGUCUCCACAAGAGGAUAAGUUUAGAGCUAUUGGCAAAAAUGCAACUGAUGGGGCAGCUCUGGAUCUAGCUGUUGAAUGCUGUGGUAUUGCAGCUUCUGAACAAUUUACAAAUCAACUAGAAUUCCCAGUUGGAACUGCUAGCCAGCUUCUUGCUGUCACACCUACAAGUCUAAUGGAGGCCCAAGCAGAAGGGGCUCUUACUCCACUCUGCUCACCUCAUAUGCUGCAUUUCUUCACCCCAAGAAUUUCAAGUCCCAUCCUCCGUACCCUGAGCCCUAUAACCCAUCUCACCACCUACCUGGAAUCAAAGAAAGAGACUGGCUUUCCAAGGAGUCAAUCAGCAGAGAGCCACUCUUCCUCUUCCUGGUCAUCUGCCCGUAGGCAACUUCCUGUUAUUCCCAGUGGCAACAAGUUUCCCCCUGUCAUUCGCAUCUCAAAAGCACAAGCCCAGCAGGUUACAAUUCCCAGACCAUCUAUGGCCUCCACACAGUCUGCAUCUGAGAGUUUUCAUUUUGGUCAGCAGCUAGAGAAGCGAGAUCGAGAUACUCGGCCUUUGGAGCAUACUGUUGAACUUUCUUCUCCUAAGGAGAAUUUAGCUGGCUUGGUGGUAGCUAAUGAUGCAUUAACUCUUAGUGGCAUUAGAACAGAUUUAGUACUCAAGUUAGACAAUAACUUGCAGGAUAAGGAAGGGUAUAUUGGAGAAGGUAGUGUAGCCCAAGACCAUAGCCAAAAGGACCUUCUUGAACAGUGUGUGAAGAGGCAAGGAGAGCAAGAGCUUGCAAAUCUCUUUGAAGAAGGGGAAACCAGUAAUCUUCCAGAAACUUGUGAAGAUAGCAUUGAAGUACAAAGGACAGGACCUGUUGCUCCAGAAAACAGUGAAUCUGUGCUAGACAAACUGCAGGCUGCUACAGAACCUGAAGAGCAGAGGCCAGUAACUUCCUGCCUAUUGCCAAAUUAUGAUGCAAAACAGGAGGUAUUGAAGCAGUCAGUAGGUGAAACAUCAGAUGUUUCUCUAUCAAGAAGUACUGAGCCAUUUCUUCACAAACAGGAAAGCCAAGUAAUUCCAAUGCAAGAAAAUGGUUUCCAUGAUGAUGGUGAUACUAAUGCUGAAAAACUGCAAUGCCAACAAGGAAACCUCACUACUUUUUUACAUCAAGAGGACAAAGGAGAGCAAAAUGUUCUAAGCAAUGGAGAAUUGUUCCACAGUGUUGCAGAGAAUGAGAGUUCUCAUCAGUCCAAGAAGGAAUUAGUUAGAACACCAUUUGUACCUAGACAAAGCCGCAUUCCAGUUUUAGCACAAGAGAUAGACUCCUCAUCAGAGUCCUCUUCACCUGUUUCAGCAAAGGAGAAACUACUACUAAAAAAGGCUCAUCAGACAGGCUUGGUUAGAUUACUUGUAGAAAAAAGACAGCUGAAAUCUUUCCUUGGUGAUCUCUCAAGUGCCUCUGAUAAAUCACUGAAGGAAAAAGUAGCCACUUCUCCUUUACCACUUUCAGAUGAUGUUUUGUCCUCCUUUUCCAAGCUGACAUUGGAUGCUCAUCUGCAUAGUCAAGUGGAAGAAAGCUUUUUGUCAUCAAGCAGUCCUCACUGCAGAAAGAGCAAAAUCCCAAGACCUGUAUCUUGGACUACCACAGAUCAUAUUAGCAAUUCGAGUUCAGCUCAGUUUUUUCCUCGGCCACCACCAGGAAGACCCCCAACAAGGCCUGGAGUAGAAGCCAGGUUGCGCAGAUACAAAGUGCUAGGAAGCAGCAGCUCAGAUUCAGACCUGAUCUCUCGCCUGGCUCAAAUCCUGCAGAACGGAUCUCAAAAACCAAGGAGCUCUUCCCAGUGUAAGAGUCCAGGUUCUCCACAUAGUCCCAAAACUCCACCCAAAAGCCCAGUCAUUCCCAGACGCAGUCCCAGUGCCUCUCCUAGGAGCUCUUCUUUGCCCCGUACUGCCAGUUCCUCAUCAUCCCGAAGUGGGCGGCCUCACCAUGACCAGAGGAGUUCAUCUCCCCAUCUCGGAAGGAGUAAAUCGCCUCCUAGUCUUUCAGGGUCUUCAUCAUCCAGGAGAUCCUGCCCACAAGAGCACUGCUACAGCAAAUCUAACAAGAACGGUCUGAAAGGUUCUAGUGGCUCCUGCCACCACUCCUCUAUCGUUAAACCGCCCACAGGGAAGAACAAAUCUGCUAGUAAACUUAGCAGAUAGGAACUGAGUUUUGUCUGGUCUUCAAUCCCCCUUUCUUAAUCUGAUGCAUGUUCUGUCCGUGUACUGUGUAUUUAAGCAAAGAAAAAGUCUUCAAAAUCAGUGUUCAUCCUGACUCUCAAAGAAAAGCAACUCUGUGAUAAAUUAUUUAUUAGUACGUGAGUGGCCAGGUGACAAGCAGAUCAGGGAAGUUGAAAGGGCAGGGAUGGGGUAUCCAGAUUGUCCAAAAUGUUUGAAACAUUCACAAACAUUGCCCUUGAGGUGAGUGUUUAUUGCUUAAAAUAAGGUUUUAAUUUUUUCCCCUUUUUUGCUUAUUAAAAGUACACAGCCUGAUUAUGUAAGGCUUUUUCUCAAGGAAUGUUACAAAACCUGAAACAAUUAAGUUUCAUCAUGACACCAUUAUAUCUGAGGUACUAUUCAGCUGUGUGUUUGUAGUUUUUAAAAAGCACAUUAUUUGGAACAGCAAUAUUCUUGGAUGUCUGUAUUUUUAAUGGUGGGUUUCAUACAUCUGUUUCCAAGUUAUCUCCUGCCAUGUUGUUUGUGUCCUGCCAUGGCUUAUGUUUCCCUCCUUUUGAAGCAAGCAGCUAAACAAAACAAACCCUAUGUCUUUUAUUACAAAAUAUUUGACAUGGGUUGCAACUUGGUGCACAGUUAAUGCAUAUAAAUUCAUUUAAAACAAUGAAUUUAAAACUUAUUUAAGUACAAACAGGACUAAAUCAAUGAAUUUAAAACUUAUUUAAGUACAAGCAGGCAUCAAUGUUCAGAUUUUCUGCGAAGGAUUUUGUGUACUCGCAUUUAGUGGCUCAUUAAUAAUCUGUUUGCUGCUGUUCAGAUCCUGAGCCUAUGACAACUUGAUUAUUUGUCUACAUGUUAGUUGUUGGAGCCAUGGCAUUUUCCUCCAGGGCUCCACCAUAUGAUAAAUUAUAGGGAUGAUGGUCAUAGCCUGAGUUGAAGAAGAAGAGGAGCGCUUGGACUCUGCAGCAUUACUACAGGUGCAGCAUUUGUUAGAGUGUACAAAGGCUUCUCAGGGUACAAAGGACGAGGCAUUACUAAAACUGACUAGGAUUUACUCAUCAGGGACAAGUCCAUUUACCUUAUUUGUAACUCCCUUCUUCAAUGUAAUAGUGCUGAAGAAGAGUAGAAAUGUUUACACACUUGGACUUUUUACUUGAGAAUUGAAAUCUAGGAGCUUUAAUCUGCUUAAACAUGACUACACAGCUUGUACAUGAUUGGGAAAACAGAAUUCCUUUUUUCCUCAGAAUCUGGGAGAUAAUAUUUGAUGGUAUAAUCUAUAAGGCAACUGGUGGAGCUAUUUCUUAUGGGUCAGUGUCUUUAAACCUGUAUUGUAGAGAAAGAAUGCAUGUGCCUGCUCCUUCCCCCAGUUUGCCCAUGUGGCUACUGAGUAUUUGACAAGCUAUCGCACAUGCUCAUUUGGAGGCUGGUAGCCAAUAUUUCUGUGGUCCUACAAUAUAGGUAUAUAUAUUUCCUUAUCCAUAAGUAUGGCCCCAUUUAGGGACAUUAUAAUGUUGGUUCUUGUUUUAGAGUUGUCUUCCACUCCCUCAAAAUAUCUGAAUAUGGUCAAUAGCUGAUGGGUUUCCCAAAAUAUACUUAACACUUAUUGUAUAAUACUUAAAGGAACAACUUCAUUUGCUACAUCCAGAAAUGGAUAAUGGAUUGGAAUAAUUAAAAAGGAAUUAUUUUAAAACGGAUACAUCCACCUCGCUGAAUGGGUACUUGUUUUAGGGGGAAGUGGUCUGUAUCCAACCACACAUUCCAGAGACUUUGGGGCAUUUAAGUUAUCUUAAGGGAGGAUAGUGAUUUCCGGUAAUUUUUGCCCUCCCUCUGCAAGCUUCUGCUUAGUCCUUUGUGCUGUCCUUAAUGCUUUGCUGAUCCCUUAGGAAAUGGGUUGGGAGAAGAUUGGUGGGCUGCAGAGGUGCAGAAAUUGCAGCCCCCAGUAAGGAAGCUCAGGUGCUUUUAAGUCUAUAACUGUGUGGUUGGAUUCAGGUAUGGUGGGGGAGGGGGUGGGAUUUGGGCAAUUGCUGAUCUGCUUGUUAUAGUUCUGUGCCUGUAGCUAGCAUACUUUAAAAAAAAAUGUUUUAUUUACAUUUCAUUUGCUGCCAAAAUAGUAUCUUUGGAUAGAAAAGGGAAUACUUUCUCUCCAAGCUAAUGCAUUUCUAAUGCUGCAUUGAAGCUGCACUGAAUUUCACCUGUUCUGUCAGAAUGUGUUGAAAUUUUUUACUCCUAAAUGUGUAUAUUGUUUCCCAUAAGUAAUGUAGCACAGUGUGGAACCUUAGCUGCAUUCAGGUUUCAAACACUACAGAGGAAUGCAAUAGGGAGAGCAUACCUGCUGUUUCUCAAACUGUACGAUUAAAAAGAUCUAUUCUGUUGUAUUAUAAUGUAUAAUAGGUGCUAUACUAAUAAUUGCAUGUCUCAUGGUAAAUUAUAUAUUAUAAAUAUUUAUAAAUAUAUAUACAUAUGCUUCUAUAAACUUCCUUACUGUUUCUCAUUUUCCAUUUGUAACGCUGUGGACCAUAAACAAUGCAGUACUUUCUCGUUUGCCUGAAUGUAGUCUUUCAGCUCCCAUUUCCUGGCAUGCACAAAGCUGAAUGCUCUUCCUGUCUGAGUUCAGGUUUGGAGGGUGGUAAUUGCUCUGCAAGUGUUUUGUAUCAAUUUUGCCACUGUAUUUGUAAUAUUUGAAAUGAAGUGCAAGGCAUCUGACAAACUUGUUUCUUUGAUUGCCUGGUAGGAUGUGUGACCAUGAUUUUGUCUUUACAUCUUGCCUCACAUCCUUCCAUCCCAUAAUGAGACUCUUUCAGGCUCCACUGUUCUUUGUGACACUGGAUGGUGACAGAUACCUAAUGGAUUAAUAGGAUUCAAAAGGGUGGAACUAAACAGCUGCUUGUAAGGGUAGAAGGCAUUUUAUUCAAGAGGGAAGUUGUGUGAUUUCAUCAGAAUCCCACAUCCAAUUUCAGUCCAUCAACCAUAUCCCAAAACAUUCUUUGUAUGUAUUAAAAUAUCUACGCCCUGAAUUUACCCCUUCAUAUGGGGCUGAAAAUCUCCUGAUUCUCUACAGUAGCUUUUGGGUGGGUGCCAUUGGCUACAGAAGGAAGGGGGAGGUGCCCCAAAUAAAUGUUUAUAUUUUCUGUUUGACCCUUUCUCUUGCCAGUUCUCCCUUUUCCUCUGAUUUCUGAAAAUCAGUUACUGAGGUCCCUUGGAAUCUCUCAUGGACAGUGCAUUUUUUGACUGUUAUAUCUUAUGAAAAUGUGUUGGGUCUUUCAGCUCAGCCAUUCCCAUGAAACAUGUUCUUCAUGUACUGCCAGACAUAAAAUGAUACAUGUACCUAAAAAAGUUAUCCCAACUUCAUCUAACCAAAACAGAUCAACUUGAAGUACUCUUCCUUUCGUGUCCCUUUUGGAAUAAUACAUGAGUGGUCCCAGGUCAUAUUUCAUGAGGUCAAUAAUGUAUACUUAAAUCAACCAUGUAGUGGACAAGUAUUAGCCUAUGAGGUGUGUUCAUAUGAAAUACCUACCCAUGAUGAAAAUGAGGUAUAAAUAUUCCAUCCUUAUUUGAUGUUUCACUGGGGCAUUGUAUGGUGUUUAUUUACCCAGGUCCUGUAGUCCUUUUUAGAAAAUUGAUCAACCUUUUCCUUUGCUUCUGAUUAAUUUAAACCAUUUACAGUUUUCAUAUUUUACACUGAAUCCAAGGGAGUGAUUCUUACACAAGAGUCCCUUGUAUGAACAUGUCAAGAGUAUCAAUAUUUAAGAACAUGCAUGUAGGGAGAUGAAUAGCCCCAAAGAUUUAUUUUCCCGCUGCCCUGUCAAAGACCAAUGAAUAUCUAUCCUAUGCAUUCACUUUAAAAGAAUGUUGCAGAAAAUAUUGUUAUACAUAUUGUAUGUGUACUCUAAAUUAAUGUUCCAACAAUAUUAUUUGAAAUAUGUUUGUAUUUCUUUCCAAACUGUAAAAGUGCAAAAAGAAAUAGGCCACACUGAAUGGUAAUUGUGGAAGGCACAGGAUGAGGCCGGUGUAGUUUAAUGCAGUGGUUGUUAACAAUUGUUUUAGUGUCACUUUGCCAAACACUGCUUUAAUAGUGAUUUAAAAGCCAUUGGUUUACUAAUGAAGCUUUAAAGUAGCACAGUGGAUUGCUAUCAACCCCGUCUUAAGCUGUGGUUUUGUUUUUCCAUUUCUUUCAUUGGUUUCUACAUAACUUUUGUCAUACCCAAAUGGUAUUGUGAAUUAAACUUGAUUACAACAACGUUAGCUAUAUAGGAGCUAGGCCCUGGUCAAAAAAUUAAAACCAUAACUUCAUGGAAUUAAUUGUAAUUAUUGGUGUACUUUCUCUUGAAAAUAAAUCUCAAAUCUUAAGUAUGGAAAGAUAAUACCAUAAUGAAUAGGCAGAAAUGUGGUUGCAUCUACUAAGCCAGGGUGAGCAAUAGCUGUAUAAUUCUUUCUGAACAGAUUUCUUCCCCAUGUAAAAGGGCAUGUAGCCAGUGACAUUCUAUAGGAAUACAUCAACCAUUCUUAAAUAUAACCUCAUAUUUAUUUCUGAGAUAACUCUACUAAACAAAUAAUGAGUGUUACAGAUGUAUAGGUUGUCUCAGUUGUUACAACACUGGUUCUGUUGGGGUCUCCCUUUAUCUAGGGAGUUUGUAUGGUUCUUGCCAAACUGUUCUUUAUAGGAUUUUUGCAGUUUUAAAGAAUGCAUAGUUUGGGGGUUAUAUAUUAAGGUGUGUGGUUCACAAAUUUAACUAUAGCAUUGAUGACUAACAUUUCAGAAUAAUAGAUUUUUACAGGCAUUCUCAGCUCUUAUAUUCUUAAAUACCAUCAUAUUUUGCAAUAUCUAGAACGCUGGCUCCUGUAUCAUGUAAAGGAUGCAAGGUAACCAGCCACCAAUGUAACUUAGUCAUGUGGGAAGUCAAUGCAGCUGGAAAUUAUACUAUCUGUAGCAGCUUUUGCAUAGGUGGCAAUAAACGUUGUAUUCCGAUGAUGCUCGUGCAGUCUAUGGAAGGGGUAUCUGUAUUAGAGAAAUGUAACAGGAAAACAUGAAGUGUAUUUUUAUUGGGCAAAUAUUCACAUUGAAUUUUUAUAAAUUCCUUUCCCCAUUGAUUUUUUUUGUUUGAAACCAAGAAAGAAGUGGCAUUUCUAUCAUGCUGCAUGACAGGACUCUGUCCUGACACAAGUACAAGCAGUGCCUUCUCUGGAUGCAGUGGUAAUCCUCCUGUAACUCUGGAUAGGUGGUGCUUCACUUUAAUUGUUUCUGGAAAACAAAGGACCCUAAUUCUGCUCACAUAGGCAUCAGAAUACAGAUUUAAUGCCGAGAUUUUUUUUUACUCUUUGAAUUAAGCGGGAUAGUGAUAACUGUGCCUGCAGUUGUAAAUCCUCCUUUAGUUUAACAUAAUAUUUGCACAUUUUAUUUUAUUUGCUGAAAAUGAAUUUUCUGGAAGAAAAUGUCUAGAAUAAACAAUGUCAUAAGCCACUUGGCUUAAUGGCAAAGGUGAAGGAUAAAAUGAUCUUGCUGCUUUUAUAUGCUCAACUCUGCAAAGCAGAGUCCAUUCCCAUUGACACAACUGAGAAAUAGAGGUGUAGAGCAUUCUGCAGACUUAAGGCCACGAGCUACAUGCUGCUAUCCCAAAAUCAAUAUGCUGCUAUUUCAUUUUCUGUAGAUGUUCUGAUUUUGUAUUUGUGUUCAGGGAAGGCCAGUUCCAGGUCAAUUGGCACAGAACUCCUUGCCAACCUUGCUCGGAGGGCAGGUGGCUCUCUUGGAUCCUUUGGCUGUCUGGGGGUACUAAGAACAAAUGGUUUAUUCGUAAGUUGCAAUGAUUUCCCUAAGGAUUGUCUCAUUUAACCUCGAAAAAUGGUAAAAGGAUUCACACAAUGCCUGCUCCUUGCAACUUCCCCGGCAGCUUCAAAAGGAUCCAAGACUAGUGAGAAUGUGUUUGAGGAAUACUUGCAUACAUCUGUAGGUUCAGACCGCUGUGGUGCAUAAGCACCUUUCCCCGAAUAUAUUGGUUAACUGUGAUAUGAAAGGUAAGACUACAGAAGCUGCAGUAGUUGACCGAUGAUCUCCUAAUUGUUUAAAGACUGCCCACAGUUCUCUGAACUUAUGGUAUGUUGCCUAAUCCCUUCAGUUGUUUCAAAAUAAAAGGUGAGAAAAUGGCAAAGGAGGGAAACUUUUUGCUUUUGGUUAUUUGUGCUGCCAGCUCUUUUUGCCAAUGAGUAAGUUAUGUAUGAUAAAAAGUGAGUGGGUUGAGUGGGUUGGGCCUUAAACUGGGUAUUUGAGUCUAUUUGUGUGUGUGUUCUAAUGUUCCACUGAAAAGUGUAUAGAGAAGUGACAUACAAAUAAACACAACUUUCUCCAAAUUUCUAUUCUUCUGCAUCAGAGGAAUUCUCACAGUCCUACAAAAAUGGUCUUUAGUAAAUAAACAGAGUAAAAGACCAAGUUCCAUGGAAAAUUGGUGAUGAUAUCUCUUAACAUUUCUAAGCAACUGCAGUAUGUGUUCAAAUCGGAUUGAAGCAGUGGCCCUGGGGAAGGGGCUGGUGGUUAAGAGCUCCCACUUGAUCUGUCCUCCCAGUCUAACCCCCUCCCCACAGCUGCUGCUUGCUUUGCUGAGGAAAAUACCAGUAUCAGGGUAAUUUGUACAAGGAAAGCAGCAGCAUCAGAGCAGGGCUAAUUCCCUUUGCUCCCAGGAACUUUCUACCCAGCUUCUAAAUAAAACAUUAAAACAGCAAGAUAUAAUUGCAGAACUCUUGCACUGAAUGUAGUUUGGCACUGAGACUGAAAAGGAACAAUACACAUUACGUGGUCUUAGACAAACCUGUUGCCUAUACAGUAUUCAUUCAUAUAAUUAUCACAGCAGGCUGUGUGUGUAUAUAGAAGUUUAUUGUGUGUUGGUCUUGGCUUUUUUGUUUAUCUAGUGAAUGCUGUUUUCCACUUUUUACAAUGGUUUUGAUCUCUGUCCUUUCUUGUAACAAAGUGUCUAGUAAAAAUAAUAAUGGGCAACCCUUAGUGCUAGAAAAUCCUGCAGUAUAGCUUCUGCGGCUUAGGCUAGCUUUUUAUGAAGCUCUUCUCAGUUGGCUUGUAGAUAAAGAUACUUUUUUUCCUUUUCUGCAAUAAUUGGACAUAAGCAAACUUUUUAAAAAAUACUGUUAUGCAAAAAGAGGAAGUUCUGAAUUGUGGUGUGCUCUAUUAUGUUUAAAACUUCUAUAUCGUUCCAUAGAUUCAGGAGUUUGGGUUAUAGUUUGAUCUUAGAAGUAGAGACAACAGUAGAACAUUAGAGCAUGCUUUAAUUGGAAUGCCAGUUCAGUAAAAGAGAUUCUGGUACAUCAAUAUAUGUGGAUUUAAAGAUUUCACAUUUUGGGGUUUUCAUAUGUUACUAUUUGGAUUUAACUUGGAGCUUGUUAAACACUUUUCUGCUGCAUAUUGCUACAUUAUGUUAUACUGCAGGCAAAACUCUUGAAGAGGGGGUUGUCCCAUCCCACUUUGAUAAUCCCUUGGUAUGCUCAUCUGCAUUUCUAAAAAGAUGGCUGAGGUGAAGCAGGCAAGAAAUUGAAAUGUCUUCCAUCUCCCUCCUGCCCAGAUGGAAAAAAAUGGUUAAAGUGUCCCUUCAGACCACAGGUCAUUUCUUCACACAUGGAAUAAACAAAAAGCUCUGAGAAAAGGUAGCUGCAUUUGAACAGGAUUUCUCUCUUAAAAAGUGAAUGCUUGUGGUGCCAGUAUAAAAUGUUUAUUAUAAUGUCUGCUGCUCGAGGGAAGUAAUUUUCUGUUGCUGAUAACAAAGACCCCUGUUGUCCAGUGCAGCCCCAGUCGAAUUGGUUGGACAUGUGCAUAUCAUCUCAGAAGAGGUUAAGUGGUCAGUGUGCCCAGGAACCCUUAAGUCCAGAAUUGAAAGUGAUAGAAGAAGUCUUCUCAGGUCUGCCAGGCUCAUAUACCAGACAUUAAUGAUUACUAGCAACAGAUGAAAAGCUAUCUUUUUAAAAAGGCAUAGGAUUGUAUCCUACCACUUCCACCCAGUUAAGGGAGGCACAUCAUGCCAGUGCACAGCAGAAUACACCUUGUGCUAAAAGAUGCAACCCACUGAACAUAGGUUCUCAAAUCCUGCAGAACUAUCCCUGCAUAUAUGUAAUCCUCCAAUCUCCACUGCAUGCUGCUGUUCACUGAUAUGAAAAUGAAUUUCUAACAGCCCAAUCCAGACCCCCGGGGCGGCCAGGGACAGUGUCACUGUGGCAGUGCCCUGCUGCCUUCAGAGGGCUUGUUGGCAACAUGGGGAGGCAAGAUACAACCCCGCCUUCUUACUGCUGAAAAGCCCUUCAUUGGGCUCAAUGGGCUUGCGCCACCCUUACCCAGGCACAGAUACCCCAGAACAAAGUUGGGGUGGAAGAUGACUAUGGUUGACUCCACCUCUGACCAUGCCUCCAGAACACCCCUGCUACCCUAGGCAGAGCCAGCGGGAGCGCAGGAGCGCCAUAUCUGGCUGUUGUAGAGGGCUGCAGCAACCAUCUGCUGCCGGAUUUGCCCCUCUGCUAGGAUAAGUGUUUUGAGAAGGGCAAAUUUGCUUGCACAGGUUCCUGCCACCUCCACAACUCCUUUUACCUGCCCCCCCGAAUUGGGCCAUAAGUGUCUUCUCCAAAUAUCUUUCUUACUGAGUCACUAAUACUGAUCAUGUUUUAUAUUUGGAUUCCCUGCUUCCUCUUACUGCUUUACAAGUCUCCAAAAAUAAAGGAAAUAAAUGCUUUAAAACAAGGAGCAACCUCCUAAGCUGGGGGUACUAAUACAAAAUAAUUAAAUAAAAUUUAAAAUAAAUAUUUACUAAGAAAACGUUCAGCAUAAGGAUAACGUUUAUAGUGAUGAAUUUAGGUAGGAACUUGAUCUGGAAAACUAACUUAGUAUAAUCGACUAUUCCAAUAGGGUUUUUUGUUUCCAAAAUUCAAUUUAAUUUUUAAAAAUUAAUUUAUAAUUCUGCUCAGGCAUUGAAGAGCCUGAGAUAGUGGCUGAAUAGUAAGUGUCUUUGUAACAGUAAUUUGUACAUAAAGGUAUAGUUAUUUAUUUUCCCCAUUUGUAUCAUAUCAAAGCUUUGUAAAUGUUUUAAGUUUUGUUUUCAAAUUAUUUUGUAUUUUAUUUUUAUAAACUGGUUCUAAAUAAAAAUCAUUCAGCAUGCGAA